This is a messenger RNA of Pseudozyma hubeiensis SY62, 222 nucleotides long. RefSeq names its product beta-1,3-glucanosyltransferase. The record is from RefSeq and is a predicted model, not a curated record. The transcript has a single exon. The coding region runs from base 1 to 222 and encodes 73 amino acids. Lineage: Eukaryota; Fungi; Basidiomycota; Ustilaginomycetes; Ustilaginales; Ustilaginaceae.
AUGGCGAUACGGAGCGACACCGCAUUGAUCGACGACAUCGUCUUACAGCGUAUAUUAAGAAUCAGCGACUGCACCCAUCACGAGAUCCCAGACGGAGUUCGACCGGUGAAUCCUGCUCUUGCUGAUGUCGGGCUGAUCAACAUCGCGAGCGCUCCUUGUGCUACUGCAUCUUUUGACCUCCUCGUCUGUCGCGCUCUUCCUCGCGCAUCUGCCAUGACCUAG